Ciona intestinalis (vase tunicate) is the source of this 2351-nucleotide messenger RNA. Lineage: Eukaryota; Metazoa; Chordata; Ascidiacea; Phlebobranchia; Cionidae. The record is from RefSeq and is a predicted model, not a curated record.
UUCAUUUUAGAAGAUGUUUACGUAAUAAAACUCGUAAAGAGAUUUAAAUGAUUAAUAUCUGAGUACUUUUAAUAUUGUGAAGCAAAAUGAGUUGGGCAGGUGACGAAUGGAAAGAAGGUUUGAAUCAUAAAGCUUUGGGGAAAAUAGCGGAGAUUGAAAAACAAAAUGAAAUAUUGAAAAAGGAAACGAAACAAAAACAAUUCCUGAUGGAAUCAUUGGAGGCUUCAUCCAAUAAACAAAAGCGUAAAGUAGAAGAGGACAAGAUAGAAAUAUCGGCAUUGAAGCGUGAAAACCACUCGCUGGCUGAAGAUUGUACAAAGUUGCAGCAAAGGGUUGAUAAGCUGAGUAAUGAGUUGAAGCACAAGGAAGUUCACAUCAGCGGGUUGGAAGGCCAGUACCAACGUUGCAAGUAUCAGCUGGAACAAUAUUCAUGCAAGACACCAAAACAAGGGAAGUCAGUAGAAGAAGAAGCACGUGACUUCAGCUCAAAAAUCGGCGAAUUACAAUCUUUGCUUGACCAAGAAAAGGCGAAAACACGAACACUCGAAAAAGAGAUAAACGAUGCAAAGAAUUCGCAAUCGGCCAGGCGACAAUCGUUCAUGACCCCGUUACCAUGGGCAACAGAUGAACCUUUGGUGACCCCUGUGAAACCUCAACGACCUUUAUUUGACCUUUUAACUGGGUCGCCAGUUUCAGUAAAUGGUAGUGGUGACUCCAACCCACCAUUGUUGUUCCCCACCUCAAACAACCAACCCACGCCAACCAUAUUACCACUACCUCUCGUUGCCCCACCUAGUAACGACUCUGACCUGCAGCAGAAACUCACAUCCCUUGAAAAAGAACUUGCGAUAAAAUCUGAAGAAAUCUCAGCUUUACAUCAAAAGCUGAAGGAAUCUGCGGAUAAGGUAUCAGUUGCUGAGGACAAGUUGCAACAACUCGCCAGUGAGGUGACAUCGGAUCGGGAGAAACAUCAGGUUACGAUGGAAGAUUUGAAGAGUAAGCAGGAAAAUGGGAGGAAGAGGAAGGAGAAGGAGUGGGAGGAAGAGAGAAGGAAGUGGGAGGAGCAACUUGUGGAGCAGAAGAACAAAUUCAAUGAAACACUGUCUGAAGCAAAACGUGAUUUGAAAGAAAUCCAGACAGAACUGGAUCAAACCAGUUUAAACCGGAAUAAACUGGAUAGUGAGUUAAAGAAAAGCAGCCACAAGCUCUUACAGAUGGAACAAUUGCAUCAAAGUGAUCAAUCUAAACUUAAACAACUGCAGACAUCAGAACAGGUACUUAUGAAGGAGAAUGAUUCUCUUUCCUGUCAACUUGAGAAAAUGUCAUCCAAACUUGAAUCCAUGGAAACUCAGCGUGAUUCACUCAAAUCUGAGAACCAACGUUUGCACCAAAGUGUGUCGGAUAAAAAGUUGGAAUUGGAGAAAUGUAACGCAGAGAUUAAAGCUGAUCGUGUCAAGUUUGAAAAGGAAACCAGUAAAUUGGAGGCAGAACUGGAUAAGUUAAGAGUAGAAUUUAAUGAAGUUGAAAAACAAAAGAAUCAGCAAAAAGAUCGACUCACACAGAAGGAAGAGGAAGUCACUAAGUUAAGAUCCCAGGUCUCCCAUAUAGAGAACAACACCAAUGGAACAAUCAACAAACUAGAGGAGAGAUCUAAUGAAGUUGAAGCUUUAACCAAGGAAAACAAUAUGUUGCUUGAACAAAGUGAGGCCGUGGUUGGAGAACUCAAGAAAACAAAGUGUGAUCUUGAGAAAUUGAGGGAAAGAUAUGAAGUUAAGGUGACCGAGGUUGUUGAGCAACAUCAGGAUGAGGUGGAGGGAUUGAAGACAAAGAUUAAAAACCUGGAGGAAAACUCACAGGAGGAAGUCCGGAGGUUUAUGUUGGGAGCAGAGGAGGAGAUGAGGACUUUGAGUGGGAGGUUGAAAGAUCAGGAGGGUCAUCUCCAUCAACUUAAUGCGAUGUGCGAUGAGAAACAGAGGAUUUUGGAUGGGUAUAAGAAGAAGCUGGAAGAGCAAGUUGCUUGUGCUGAGGCGGCGAAGGAAGAGCAUUUUGUUCUUAAAGAGGAAUAUCAGAAGCUCUGUGAGCAAGAGGGGGGAGUAAAGGAUCAAGUUUGUAGGUUGGAAAAUCAACUGAAAAGUCAUCUUUCUAAAAUUGAAGAAGUUUCUGGGAGUAAAGCUAAGUUAAUGGAAGAGCAUAAAGUUCUUGUUCAGGAAGCUCGAGCUGAAGCAAUUGAGAGGAGGAGUUUGGAGGGGAGGGUACAAGAUCUGGAGGCGCAAGUUGUGGGGAUGCAAAGAGCAUUGGAUGCUGCGGAAGAUGAUAGAUUGCGAGGGAGGAGCUUGAUAAUCUCAAGAUGA